AUGUUGACAAGAAACAGAAGGAGACAAAUUGCACGCCCACCAUCCCCGGACUCGUCGCCGAGCUCCGCCUCGCAGCUGCCGCCGGACCGAAGUCCAGCGCCGGCAGUUGCAGUCGCGUCGAGCUCCAGCGACGAGUACUACUCCCCGCCGACGUCGCUAACACCUGUACGUCGGCAGGGGAGGCGCCGGCCGCCGAGCAGCUUGGCGUCCUCAGGCCAACCGGCCUCGAACAGGGCUCCCGCUCCCGGUGGUGUAGUGCAGCGCAUGAGAUGGACUCAACGAAUGAAUGAGAACGUCAUGCGCGCCUACUACGGGGCGACAGGGGGAGGAACUAACCUCACCGCGUACCGAUCAAGAACGCUCUCUCUGUUUCAGGCCCUUGAACCGGACUUUGACGUAUCGGCACAGCGAUUAUCGGAUCAGGUGCGGGUCAUCCAACGUAAUCGCAGGUUGGAUGACGCGACGCUUGAUCGAUUGCGUUCUGAGGUGCGGAUUAGCCCUGUCGUCAGUGCCCCGUCACUAACGGUAGUGCCAGUGCCUGGCACGCCGCCUACCAACCUUGAUGGGGAACAUGACGACGGUGCUAUAGCUGUAAGUACCCAGUGCAAUGAUCUUAUAAGGAGUUCUUUGGAGGAUGUGAUUCGAGAAUAUCGGACUUCCCCUCCGGGUCUUAGGCCCCGAGUACCUCGUUUGCCCAUGCAUAAUAAAAAUAAGGCCAUAAUGGGUGUCCUAGAUUCACUGCUCCCAACCUAUUUUGAGAGCAGUGUAGACCUCACCGACACGCACUCGAUCUUGUACUGUGCGGCUCUAACGGCAUGUCGUGUAGCUAAUGUUGCAAUAAGACCGAAUAACAACGCUACACGACCAAAACCAGCCGUUCCAGCUUGGCAGUGCAGGAUCGAGCAGCGUAUUGCGGGAGCGGACACUCAUUGCAAAAUUAAAAUCCUUCAAAGAGGUGAACCAGUUAGUCGCAGCAAUAGGCUCAUUCCGAAGUGGCUCUGCUGGCCGCAUGGCCUGUCUCCUCAGUAUUUAAAGGAUUUGACGGGUCCCAGCGCUGGUGAAGCCGAGCAAAACGGCAAAGCGGAGCGAGAAAACAGGACUCUAUUUGAAGCAGCAAGAACAAUGAUGUAUGCGAAAGGGCUGCCAAAGAAGUUAUGGGCGGAAGCUGUUCAAACAGCAGCAUAUGUAUUAAACAGAACCAGCAAAAGUAACGAGCCAGGAAAGACUCCGUUUGAGACAUGGACCAUGAAGUUUGAAAUGCAAAAUUUGACCAACGCGGAGACUGUCCUCAGGAUAAUUAAGAGCCUAGGGUCUAAUGCGCAAGGUGUUGAUGGUAUUAGUCUGGAUAUGAUAGCGUUAACUUUACCAACUACUCUGAAGGCCAUCACAGAUAUCAUUAACCGUUCCAUAACUACGCGUACAUUCCCUGAACUCUGGAGAUGCGCCAUCGUACGACCUAUACCUAAAAACAGUAAUCCGGCUAGUGCAAAGGACUUGAGACCCAUUAGUAUUCUGCCUUGUCUCUCUAAGAUCCUGGAACGGGUAGUCUACUCUCAGGUAAUUGAUUAUCUUGAGGUCAAUAGAGUUCUUCCUGACCUGCAAUCGGGUUUCAGACAGGGUAGGGGUACUGCAACGGCUUUGGCUGAUGUGGUAGGUAACAUCCUUGAAGCGCGCGAUAGGGGGGAGGGUACAAUUCUAGCACUGCUGGACUUUUCCCGCGCUUUUGACGCAAUUGACACUACGUUGCUGUUGUCCAAGUUAGCCUUUUACGGCUUUGAUAAUAAUGCAGUGGAAUGGUUCAAGAGCUACCUUUCGGGCCGGUCUCAAUAUGUAGAAAUGCAUAAGGAGGACGGGUCGAGGGUGUCAUCCUCCUCCCUCCACGUGUCGAGAGGUGUCCCUCAGGGGUCUAUUCUGGGGCCUUUGCUGUACAUCCUAUACAGUGCUGAUAUCACUAAGUCUUUCGUUAACUGCAAAUACCAUAUGUACGCAGACGAUAUACAACUGUACAUGUCCUUCAAAGCAGAUGAGACUUCUCUAGCUGUGCAGAAAAUUAACGAGGACUUGCACAGAGUGGUUGAACCAAGUGAGUUCAAUUUUGUCAGCGGACCCUGCAUUGGUUGUCAGGGGCGAGAAGAUUGA
Trichoplusia ni (cabbage looper) is the source of this 2139-nucleotide messenger RNA. RefSeq lists its product as uncharacterized. The transcript is spliced from 5 exons. Gene Ontology annotation, molecular function: nucleic acid binding. The record is from RefSeq and is a predicted model, not a curated record. Bases 1 to 2139 code for a protein of 712 amino acids. Lineage: Eukaryota; Metazoa; Arthropoda; Insecta; Lepidoptera; Noctuidae.